CCCGCUAGUUUGGCUGUUUUGGCGGCUGUUUUUUCCAAGGAGAAGAAGCCUUUCUGCAAAUCAACACGUUUGAUUCUCUCUCUAAAACGAUUUCUCUCUUCCCAUCUAAUCCUAGUUGAAAUUUCUCUACGACUAAUUGGGUCCCGUUGUGGUGUGUUUCCGGAUACCAGAGUAAAAUUCUGGCGACCCAUUUGAGAUUCGGGUAGACCCAGAUCGGAUCCCGAGGCCAUUUAUCAUCUCUUGGGGUUUGCCGUUGUUAUCUCCUUCGUGGGGAAACUCAUUUGGUCGGAUUUGUUUUUUGUUGUUUGGAUAAGGGGUUUGGGUCUGGUCUGAUAAAUGGGAAGAUGAAAUGUAAUAGAUCCAGGUGACUUUUAAGGUCGAAAUUGAUGGGGAUUUGCUUUAGUAUUGAAGAUGACCAACUAUCUAACGAGCACCGCCAAUUCUCUUCUAAGAACGCAGGACAAGGCUUUAAUCAGUCUCCAAGUAAAUUAAAUAAGCCAGAGUCUUUUGAGGUUAAAAGGACAAUGAGUGCCCCGUUGGUCCCCAAGAAUGUCACUGAUCUUCGCCAGAGUCCUGGAUAUGGCAAUGUUGAUAUCUUUACAUACGAGGAAAUGAUAUUGGCCACAAAACAUUUCCGACCAGAUUUCAUUCUUGGUGAGGGUGGAUUUGGAGUUGUUUAUAAGGGCGUCAUAGAUGAAAGCAUAAGGCCUGGUUAUGAGACUACAGCUGUUGCUAUUAAAGAGCUUAAUCCAGAUGGGUUACAAGGUGACAGAGAAUGGCUGGCAGAAGUCAACUAUUUAGGCCAACUCAGUCAUUCAAAUCUUGUAAAGCUUAUUGGAUAUUGCUGUGAAGAUGAGCACAGGUUAUUGGUCUAUGAGUACAUGGCAAGUGGGAGCUUGGAGAAACAUCUUUUUCGCCGAGUGGGUUGCACUUUGACCUGGUCAAAAAGAAUGAAGAUUGCUUUAGAUGCAGCAAAAGGACUUGCUUUUCUUCACUGUGCAGAAAGAUCCAUCAUAUACCGUGAUUUCAAGACAUCCAACAUCCUACUGGAUGCGCAUUUCAAUGCAAAGCUUUCAGAUUUUGGGCUUGCAAAAGAUGGACCAAUGGGAGACCAGACACAUGUGUCAACACGGGUGAUGGGUACAUAUGGAUAUGCUGCACCUGAAUACGUAAUGACUGGACAUUUAACGGCUCGGAGUGAUGUUUAUGGUUUUGGAGUUGUGCUACUUGAAUUGCUUCUCGGAAGGAGGGCCUUGGACAAGGGCAGACCUAGCCGAGAACACAACUUGGUUGAGUGGGCUCGCCCGCUUCUGAACCACAAUAAAAAGGUUUUAAGGAUCUUAGACCCUAGAAUGGAAGGGCAGUAUUCAGUUAGAACUGCAAUGAAAGUAGCCAAUUUAGCAUACCAGUGCCUUAGCCAAAAUCCGAAAGGGAGACCCCUAAUGAGCCAGGUAGUUGAACUACUUGAAGGUGUUCAGACAAAGGAUGAAGACUCCAUGUUUCAAAGCAACGAAAAAGGGGUGACUCUUUAUGAAGAUCCAGGGCUCUCUCCUUAUAAUCCAGAUAGAAGAAACCUGAAAGGUAAUGGAAGAGGCAAACCAUCAAAAGGAAGAGGCAAUAGCGAAUCCCAAACAGAGAGUGAUAUUUAUAGCCCAUGUCCAGAUGAUUCAAUCUCAAGUCCGAUGAGAAACCAGAGUUUACCAUAGUAGAAGAUGUAUCAAUAUGAAUGGAAGAUGAAAUUGUAAGAAAUGUAUCAACUGGUCUUCCAAUAUGUUUUUGGCAUUGGUAUCUUGUCCAUUUCUUAGUGAAAUUUGAGACACUUUGCUAAAUGUUUGGCACCCAAGUUGAAUUCCCGACUUUGUUUUUA
This is a messenger RNA of Jatropha curcas, 1867 nucleotides long. RefSeq names its product Protein kinase superfamily protein. Gene Ontology annotation, biological process: protein phosphorylation. The record is from RefSeq and is a predicted model, not a curated record. Lineage: Eukaryota; Viridiplantae; Streptophyta; Magnoliopsida; Malpighiales; Euphorbiaceae. Gene Ontology annotation, molecular function: ATP binding; protein kinase activity.